Hevea brasiliensis (rubber tree) is the source of this 1827-nucleotide messenger RNA. RefSeq names its product developmentally-regulated G-protein 2-like. Gene Ontology annotation, cellular component: cytoplasm. Bases 191 to 736 code for a protein of 181 amino acids. Gene Ontology annotation, biological process: cytoplasmic translation. Gene Ontology annotation, molecular function: GTPase activity; GTP binding. NCBI's taxonomy places the organism in Eukaryota, Viridiplantae, Streptophyta, Magnoliopsida, Malpighiales, Euphorbiaceae. The record is from RefSeq and is a predicted model, not a curated record. The transcript is spliced from 12 exons.
GUUCUACAAAAGGUAAAUCCUCAAUUCAAAGCCCUAAUUGUCUUCUCGUUUCUGUCCGUUAAAUAAUAACAGUCAUCGCCAUCUCCAUCUCCAUCUCCAUUGUCCCUGCCACUCUCCUCUUCUCAUCUCAGCUCCUGGGAUCGCCCUCACUCGCUUCCGGUGCGGCGGUGGCAGCUAAAAUCAAGCGAGAAUGGGGAUAAUCGAGAAGAUUAAAGAAAUCGAAGCCGAGAUGGCUCGAACCCAGAAAAAUAAAGCUACAGACUAUCAUCAUGGUCAGCCCAAGGCAAAGAUAGCAAAGCUAAGGACACAAUUGUUGGAGCCUUCUAAGGGUUCUAGCGGUGGAGGAGAUGGUUUUGAAGUUACAAAAUAUGGCCAUGGACGUGUUGCAUUGAUAGGAUUUCCAAGUGUUGGGAAGUCAACUCUCUUGACAUUGUUAAUUGGCACUCACUUAGAAGCUGCAUCAUAUGAGUUCACAACACUUACCUGUAUUCCUGGUAUUAUACACUAUAAUGAUACUAAAAUUCAGCUGCUUGACCUUCCUGGAAUUAUUGAAGGUGCUUCAGAAGGCAAGGGACGUGGAAGACAGGUUAUUGCUGUUUCCAAGUCUUCAGACAUAGUGUUGAUGGUUCUUGAUGCCUCAAAAGCAAGUGUUUAUGUACCCUACAUGGUGUUUUGCUACCAUUACAAGCUGACGAAUGGAUACAAAGGGUGUAAAUCUUAUCUUCGAGAGAAUUGAACACACAAAUAUGCAUUCACCUGGUUAGUUUUACAUAACCUUCAAGGCUCGAAACGCUACUACAGAUGAAGUCAACUAGGGUCUUUCGCUAGCCACCUACCCGUUCUGACAUUGAAGGUGAGCUUUUCAGGCUUAAAAUAGAGCGCGCAGGUCAUAAUUAAUUGAAAGCUGAUAGCUAUUAGUGCCUAUCUAGCCUAUGUACUCGGGUUCGAAGAAGCCGUCCGCGGAAAAAUUUCAUGGCUCUUCUGAAGUUCAAUCCAAGUAGGAUGGGCAUGACAGUUACACUGGUAAAGGAGGCACUUGGUGCACAUAAUUUUCUACAAGAUAAUGAUGAGAAAGUGCAAUCUGCCCCUGCACAGGUUCAGCAAAGGUUCCUAGGUGUACCAGACAAAGAUAUACAGUUCUCAGCAACAGGUGCAGUCAAGGGCCAUAAGGUGCUGAAACAAGUAGAUUCAACUGGGGAUUGAGACGAUAAUGUAGUUUCUGUGCCCACAUCCAAAGUUGGAAUUAGAAGGAAACAUCAUCGAGCUUGGACUCUCUCUGAGGUUAUGAAGCUAGUUCAGGGUGUAUCUAGGUAUGGGGCUGGAAGGUGGUCUGAGAUCAAACGGCUUGCAUUUGCAUCCUAUUCGUAUCGCACCUCCGUUGAUCUCAAGGAUAAAUGGAGGAAUCUACUGAAAGCUAGCCUUGCACAGAUAUCUUCAAAUAAAGGGAUAAAUUCCCGAAAAAAUGUUACUUCAAUGCCGAUUCCUGAACCCAUUUUAUUGAGAGUUAGAGAGCUUUGCUGAGAUGCAGUCAGAGGUUCCACCAAAUCUAAAGCUCAAGCAAGGUGGCUGGAAAUAGUGUACAUGAAAAACAAUCAGGGUGCUUAUAACAUUGUAACUUGUAGAUUUUAGUUGUAUAAAUUGCAAAUAAACGCACAUCAGUUUGUCCACAUUUUGAUGAUUGUUCUUUUGCUGCUGCCUCUUACGGUGGCUGGUGGUGGUCCCAGUGAACAGUCGAUAUCUAAACAGACGGGACAACCACAUAGUCUGUAACUAGAAUUUAAGCCAAGGAGAGUGAGUGGAUCAGUAAGAAAAAGUUCAUUAGUUUGA